AUGUUGCACAUGCGCGUCCUCCCCGUCGCCUCCCAGGUCGCCUCCCUCUUCCCCGUGCCCGACCCGGCCUCUCUUCCUCCGACAUCAUCGGUGGCGGUCUCCUCUCCGGCCCUCCUUACCCUGACCACGUUGUCUACCCGGACCCCAGCCGUCCAGACUACGGCUGAGGGAGUGGAGUCGUUAGAUGGACUCCUGAGCGAGGUCGACUAUGGCAACAGAGAGACGGAAGCGCUACUUGAAAGCGGCAACUCAAAGGACACGGCUCCCUCCCACCACGAGACGCCAUUGCAAGCCACUGUCAGUCAAGGGCUGAGCCAGCUCGGCAUCCCCGGCGGCUCGGCUACUUGCAUGCAAGGGUCCUUCUUCCUGCAUCCUGAGCUGGGCUCAGCCGAGGAGUACAUUAACGGGACGAACAUUAUUCCGACGCCCGAAGAGCUGACGGGGAUAUCGAGCAACGCUGACGACAGCUUCUUGAAAGACACUAACUACGUGGAGGACGUGGCUAUCCCUUUCCUCCCAUCCGGCUAUGUCAUCAUCACCCGGGACACACCAGAGUUCACGUUAUUCUAUGCUAACAAGCCGAAGCUCGAGCAUGCCUUCCUCAAAGCUGCUCGUCUCCAUGGUGCGAGGCUGGUCUGCUCUGAGAUACUCUCGGGCUCCUUCUCGGCCCUGCUCCCUACCAUUUCUGAUGAGAGGUGGACUUUAUACCAGCGCGCCCACAGCUACUUCAAGCUCGAGCAGCUCUACAUUCCCCUCUCCUCUUCCAACGUCCACGACUGUCUCAACGAUAUCAUGCGACAUGCCAAGACCAUCCAGCAAGACAACACCCGCAGGGCUCACAAGCAACCCCGGGAGGACCAGAGCAACCACCUCAGCAACGCGCUGCAGCAGGCAAGCCUCACAACCGCCAGGGUCAGCUUGCGAGGCGACAGCUACCAAAACGACUACCUGGGGUCCGUCGAGCGCGAUCCGACGACAGGCAGAUCCGAGCUGAGGCUGGUCUUCAACCAGCUGGCCGUGGACAAGUACAAGCAGGUUCAAGAGAAGGCCAAAGUCCGGACGGCGAACGCACGGAAUCAAAGCGAGAGUAGGCAGUAG
Messenger RNA from Guillardia theta CCMP2712, 1098 nucleotides. RefSeq lists its product as hypothetical. The record is from RefSeq and is a predicted model, not a curated record. The transcript has a single exon. The coding region runs from base 1 to 1098 and encodes 365 amino acids. Lineage: Eukaryota; Cryptophyceae; Pyrenomonadales; Geminigeraceae.